Meriones unguiculatus (Mongolian gerbil) is the source of this 348-nucleotide messenger RNA. RefSeq lists its product as uncharacterized. Lineage: Eukaryota; Metazoa; Chordata; Mammalia; Rodentia; Muridae. The transcript has a single exon. The coding region runs from base 1 to 348 and encodes 115 amino acids. The record is from RefSeq and is a predicted model, not a curated record.
AUGAGCUACUAUUACGGCAACUACUAUGGUGACCUUGGCUAUGGCCUUGGUGGUGUCAGUGGUCUGGGCUACGGCUAUGGCUCCAGCUAUGCCCUUGGGGGCUAUGGUGGCUAUGGUGGCCAUGGUGGCCAUGGUGGCUAUGGUGGCCAUGGUGGCCAUGGUGGCCAUGGUGGCCAUGGUGGCCAUGGUGGCUAUGGUGGCUAUGGUGGCUAUGGUGGCCAUGGUGGCCAUGGUGGCUAUGGUGGCCAUGGUGGCCAUGGUGGCUAUGGUGGCUAUGGUGGCUAUGGUGGCUGUGGCUACUUCCGCCCCUCUUUCUAUGGCAGGUAUUGGUCCUCUGGAUAUUACUGA